Orcinus orca (killer whale) is the source of this 1006-nucleotide messenger RNA. It is a transcript of the gene PDCL2, whose product is annotated as phosducin like 2. The record is from RefSeq and is a predicted model, not a curated record. NCBI's taxonomy places the organism in Eukaryota, Metazoa, Chordata, Mammalia, Artiodactyla, Delphinidae. Gene Ontology annotation, biological process: protein folding. The transcript has 6 exons. Bases 177 to 905 code for a protein of 242 amino acids. Gene Ontology annotation, cellular component: cytoplasm.
AGCUGCGCCAGGCGCACGUGCGUCAGAGGCCCUUGUUCUCCCGUCUCCCUCCCGGUGGGCAGUGGGAACAGCUAGGACCUCGGCGGGCUCCCCUGUGGCUUCGAGGGGACGUCGGAGCCAGGAGUCCCCGCCAGGAGUUAGACGACACCGGCGUGUGAGGGGCGAGGCGGAACACCAUGCAGGAUCCAAAUGAAGAUACCGAAUGGAAUGACAUUUUAAGAGAUUUUGGCAUUCUUCCUCCAAAAGAAGAGCCAAAAGAUGAAAUUGAAGAAAUGGUUUUACGUUUACAGAAAGAAGCAAUGGUUAAACCAUACGAAAAGAUGACUCUUGCACAGUUGAAGGAAGCUGAAGAUGAAUUUGAUGAUGAAGAUAUGAGAGCUAUUGAAAUAUAUAGAGAAAAGCGGUUACAGGAAUGGAAAGCUCUUAAGAAAAAACAAAAAUUUGGGGAAUUAAGAGAAAUUUCUGGAAAUCAGUAUGUGAAUGAAGUCACAAAUGCAGAAAAGGAUGUGUGGGUUAUAAUUCACCUAUACAGAUCAAGCAUCCCAAUGUGUUCGUUGGUUAACCAGCAUCUUAGUCUCCUAGCAAGAAAGUUUCCUGAAACUAAAUUUGUUAAAGCCAUUGUGAAUAGCUGUAUUCAACACUACCACGACAAUUGUUUACCAACAAUUUUUGUUUAUAAAAAUGGUCAGAUAGAAGGCAAAUUCAUUGGAAUUAUAGAAUGUGGAGGGAUAAAUCUCAAGCUAGAAGAACUUGAAUGGAAGCUAGCAGAAGUUGGAGCAAUACAGACUGAUUUGGAAGAAAACCCCAAAAGAGUCAUUGUAGAUGUGAUGGUAUCUUCAAUUAGAAACACUUCUAUUUAUGAUGACACUAAUAGCUCAAACAGUGAUAAUGAUGAUACCAAAUAGAAAUAUUUAAUAAAUAGCUUUAAAGUGUUUAUAUAUGGAAUAUUUUAUUUGCCACUGCCUUUAUAAUCAAAGAUCAGAAAAUUCAUAAAUAAAUUUCUUUU